Messenger RNA from Exophiala oligosperma, 1956 nucleotides. RefSeq lists its product as uncharacterized. Lineage: Eukaryota; Fungi; Ascomycota; Eurotiomycetes; Chaetothyriales; Herpotrichiellaceae. Gene Ontology annotation, cellular component: membrane. The transcript is spliced from 3 exons. Gene Ontology annotation, molecular function: transmembrane transporter activity. The coding region runs from base 427 to 1956 and encodes 509 amino acids. Gene Ontology annotation, biological process: transmembrane transport. The record is from RefSeq and is a predicted model, not a curated record.
CCGAGGAGUCCGCGGCUCGGCAGAAAACUUGACAACUAUGGACCAGAUUGGCCCGUUGACAUCCCUGUCUCCUCCACAUUCAUCGUCCUAGCGCCAGUUCCACCACGACUUUUCCCCAUGGUUCUCAUUUCACGACAUCUAUUUGCGUAACGGAGCCAGGAAACAGAAUCUAUGCGUUCUCUUCCCCGGCCUACCCCACGAUGAAGGUAGCAACAUCAUCUUGUCUAAGUCUGAACUCCGGGCAUCUCGCUUCUCCAGAACCUUGCCCUCGGCAGCCUUCAAAAGAAUUUGUGAUUCGUCCUCGGUUGCUGUUGGUAGGCUGUCGCUGACCAUAAAGCCUCUGCUUUUCCUGCUGACCCAGUCCAUCACACUCCUCAAUCAUCAUUGUUGUUAAGUCCAAUCCCAAUCAAUUGAUUCCAAACCAUCAUGGCGACCGGUCAGCAAAUCCUACACAUGGACGAACCAAAAACCGCCAUCAUGGACGAGACAAUUCAAAAGCCUACAACUAUCGAUACUGUUCAUGGUGACGAAGCGCUGAAAGUCAUUGUUCAAGCUGGCGGAGAUGAUGUCUGGGAAGAGCAUGAGGAGAAGAAGGUUGUCAGGAAGAUCGACAUGCGUCUCAUGCCCAUCUUGUGUGUCACGUAUGGCAUCCAGUACUAUGACAAAGCGAUGCUUGCGCAAGCGGCUCUAUUUGGUCUGCGGGAAGAUCUCGACCUGGAGAAGGGCAAUCGAUUCGUCUUCUCAUCCUCCAUCUUCUAUCUUGGCUUUAUCAUCGGAGCUUACCCGGCGAUGAUGAUGGCUCAAAGGUGGCCCAUUGAGCGGGUGGCUGGGGGUAUCACCUUCAUCUGGGGAAUUUGUGUCAUGUCGAGUGCCGGGUGCAAGACUUUUGGCGCAUUUUAUGCCCAAAGGUUUUUCCUCGGGGUGAUCGAAGCCGGAAUCUCGCCGCUUUUUAUGCUCGUCGUUGGUGGAUGGUACAAGAAGAACGAACAGGCUUUGCGAAUGGGCGCCUGGUAUUGCUGCACAGGCUACAUUUCCAUCAUCUCUCCCAUCAUCAACUACGGCCUUGGCCACAUCACUGGAGGCUCUCUGCAUCCAUGGCAAUACAUGUACCUCUUCGCCGGAGCCAUCACAACACUGUGGUCUGUUGUCGUUCUCUUCUUCCUACCUCCAGACCCGAUCCGAGCCAAGGGCUUCAAUGAUCGCGAACGCUACAUCGCAGUGGCGCGACUGCGUGUCAACAAUGCCGGCGUCCGAAAUGUUCACUUUAAAAUUAACCACGUUGUCGACGCGUUAACCGACAUACGAUUCGGUCUCAUGUUCUGCAUCACCUUCCUAAUGUUCUUCGCCAAUGGACCCAACUCUACUCUCUCGGCUAUCAUCGUCAAUAGCUUCGGCUUCUCCACCCUCAACUCUCUACUGCUAGUCGCACCGGCGGGCUUUCUGUCGGGGACUGUGGAGCUGGUCGUGUGCUACCUGGCGUACCGGUUCAAGAACGUCCGCAUCUACCUCUUUGUGGUUUGCGUCUGUGCGACGAUCGCCUCGUGUUGUCUCCUCUGGCAACUGCCCCGGCACGACAAGGUCGGUCUCCUCAUCGCCAUCACCUUCCUCCCCAGCUUCGGCGGCGGCUACGCUCUCCUGAUGGGUCUGCAGAUUGCAAACACCGCCGGGUACACCAAGAGAUCCGUGACUUCUGCGGGCAUGUUUGUCGCUUGGUGUCUCGGCAACUUCACCGGACCUCUCCUCUUCAAGAAGGAGGACGCCCCCGUCUACGGUCCUGGGUUCAGGGUCGUCGUGGCCGGGUCUGCGGCCGCCGUGGGUCUUGCCGUCCUGUACAGGUUCGUUUGUACGUGGGAAAACCGUCGACGAGACCGUGCUGGAGUGUCCGAGGCGUUUGAGCAUGCCUACAACGACGACAUGACGGAUACCAACAACAAACAAUUCAGAUAUGUCAUGUGA